AUGAUCUUCCUCUACCCCAUCGCACUCGUUGCAGCGCUGCUCUUCAGCGCGCUCACCGACGUCUCAGUCCUUCUCCUCGCGCCCACCUUCGCUCGCUUCCAUAUACCACUACUUGGCGGCACAGCAUCACACUACUUCUCUUUGACAUCACUAUCUCUGGCACCGGGCGACCCUGUUUCUCUAGACAACAACUCGUACCACUAUGGCUCCUGCGUCGACUCGGAGUGCUUCCCACUCGCCUUCGCCGUCUCCUCUGCGCCCGCCAUAGUCGACUACCUGCCGCCCACUCUUCUGCAGGCCUCCGAGUACACACCCGCGCCGUCUCUGCAAGCAUCCUUCGCCAGCUGGUCUGGAACACUCUACCACAUCCCUACCAUCGUCGCCGUCCUCGCCGCCAUGUACUACAUCUGUAUGAUCUGGGUCACCGUCUCUGUACCUUUCUUCUCCUGCGUCGCCGACACCCUCGACCUGCAACAACCUAACUCGUCAUGGUCGCUUGAUUCCCCCGCAUCGCCCGUCAAAUCAUUGUGUACCGUCCGCCAUCCUUCGACGUGCGCUCCGCAACGGCUUUCGUUCGACGGAGCCACGGAGCUCUGGGAUCUUGUACCUGUUUCUUCGACUGCUCCGCGGCGCGUUCAGGCGGUAUCCCGGCCGGUCUUGCUCAUCCUACCGCCUCCCCCGCCACUGUCGCUUCCGCCCAGUCCGACACUGCCGCCGCCAACACCACUACUACCACCUCCCACACCACUACUACCGCCCCCGACACAAACACUACCGCAAUCCACACUAUCGCUUCCCGCUCCAACACCAUCGCCUCCUCCUCCGCCACCACCAACGCUACCGCUUCCUCCGCCAACGCCUCCUCUACCACCGCCGGAGCCCCCGCUGGAGAUCGCGAAGAAGAAGAGGUCCAGAGGGACCCGAGGCGGUAAACGUGAACAACAUCGUAAAAUCAAUAGGGCUCUCGCCGCUGAAGCAGCCGCUCAAAACCAACAAAUCACCGCUCCCCAAGACCCCACGCUCAUCACCGACGGCAGUGGCCCUGAAGUUGUCGUUGUACACCACCACCCCGCCAUCCCCGCCCCACCUCCGCCUCCCAAACCAGUACCAGCGGCAAUAACUCGAUUUGCCCAACCAUGGACGCCUCCUCCCAAACCUUAUCUCGCUCCUCGGCAUGCAACACCCUCCAACACCCUCACCAUCAUCGGGCGCCCGUACUCGCACUACAAAUCCACUCCGUCCAACGGUCCCGCGAUUACAACCCUCAGUCGCUGGGCCUCGCAUACCUCACCACCACUGGCGACCGUACCCGUCCGAGUUCUGCCUCCGGGCAAGCUCAACCAACGUGCUAGACGGGCACACACGGCCCAUCAGACCCUCGGUAGCUUCCUUGCAGCCUCGUGA
Messenger RNA from Trametes versicolor FP-101664 SS1, 1404 nucleotides. RefSeq lists its product as uncharacterized. Bases 1 to 1404 code for a protein of 467 amino acids. The transcript has 2 exons. NCBI's taxonomy places the organism in Eukaryota, Fungi, Basidiomycota, Agaricomycetes, Polyporales, Polyporaceae. The record is from RefSeq and is a predicted model, not a curated record.